AAUAGGACAACCACACGCCAAUCUUACACAUGCCCCUUUGUCGACCGUUAUCUGACUAUGACAUCAGAAAUAACAGACGACGAUUACUGCUUGCUUGCCAAGUCACAUUCCUGAGUCUCAGCUCCCCAGCUCUUCUCAACUCAAAAACGAUGUUCCCUUGGCCCUGAACCUGCCAUCAAAAAUUGCCCGAUCCGAAUUUCCGACAUAAGCCGGAAUUAGGGUUGCUGCCGACGGGCCGGUUUUACAGAGUAAUUAUGGAGAGAGUGGGUGGGUUGCCGUCAGUUGUCUGGGUACGGAUGACUCCGUAUUGAAAUAUUGAGUGCUCACGAGUGUGAAGAGAUGAAGUGAACAUUCAAAUCCACUGCACGGAGUAUGUCCGUAUUGAAUUUGGAAGAGAGCACACUCAAAAGCGAAGGAGUCUGCUUGUCGUGAGCGGUAUACAUCCUGCCAUCAUCCUGCCAAAUUCAUGUGGGCCGUAGAAUGGAGGAUGCUCAGUCAGUUCCAAGUUGGGAUGGUCGAGUUGGUGUUGAUAUUGAUGUUGCAGGUCCCGGUUACCAUCGCUGGCUGGAAAAAUGAUGGAGGAAUGCAGGGUGAGCCUAUUAUGCAGCUAAAUAACACAAAUACGGGCGUUGUUGAGAAUUCAGGAGGCCUUCGUCGCACAGUAAAGUAAUCCAGUAUCAAUCUCAAGGAGGAAGAGUAUCUGUACUCUGUACGG
This is a messenger RNA of Coccidioides immitis RS, 715 nucleotides long. RefSeq lists its product as uncharacterized. The record is from RefSeq and is a predicted model, not a curated record. Lineage: Eukaryota; Fungi; Ascomycota; Eurotiomycetes; Onygenales; Onygenaceae. Bases 467 to 670 code for a protein of 67 amino acids. The transcript has 3 exons.